Molecule: messenger RNA, 2033 nt
Organism: Pocillopora meandrina
Lineage: Eukaryota; Metazoa; Cnidaria; Anthozoa; Scleractinia; Pocilloporidae
Source: the annotation of a GenBank genome assembly
AUGACAGAACUUGUUGGAAAAUUUAUUUCACACCUAAACGAGGAAGGCUUUUGCAUUUGGAAAACAGUUAGACUUUCAUAAGCCUUCUGAUCCUAGCCAGCCGGAGCUUGUCUAUAGCGCCAAUGUCGAGAAGGGAGAAAUUGUCGAGUCUUUGGUUUCGCAAUUAGAUAUGACAGAUGGUGGGUUAGAGUCUGGAGCGGAGGAGAUUGAUGAACAAGACCCAAGAGCCAGGAAGGACGUUCCACAUCAGGUUUAUCACGCUUCAAAAGGACUGCGAAACCUUCUUCUGGACGUGAAGCCAGUUCUUUCAUGGCCACCAAAGGUUGACAAGCUACAAUCUGAUGCUGCUUUAGUGUCUGAUAUGUUGUACAAUAUGCUGGCUUAGAUUCUUACCUCAGAUACCAAAUUUAGAACUGAAUGGGUUACAAAUCUACCCUAUCAUGUUCAUCGCUGGAUUCUUUCACUAGGACAGGAUCUAAUUCACUGUGUUUCCCGGGGUUGCACAAAGACUCCCAAGCAUUUGCUAUUACCCAUGACAGUCAAAAGCCUCACAGGGAAUGCCGAACUGGUAACUCUCUUGAAAAGAUUUGGUCAUGGUCUUUCAUAUUCUCAGAUUGAAGAGCUUGAGACAGCAAUUGCUGAGCAGCAAAUAACAAAUCUCCACAAUGGUGUAUUGUUGCUGACCGUGUGCAGUCCCAGUGUUUCUGCCGUUUUCUGUUGGGAUAACAAUGACCUUCAGAUGGAGACUUUAUCAGGUAUCUAAAGAGAAGGACAAAUUAUCAUUUUUGCAUCAGCAUUAAUUUGAUCUCUUUACCUUAUCUCUUCAUCUUUUCAGUUCAUCUGUUUGUACUUCGAAGUUAACUAUUGAUUUGUAGCGCACGUACAAUCGUCUAUUUAUAUUUUAUAAAACAGGAACUAUUUUGUUCCUAAUGUAAGACUUUCGUAUCCGUUUCCUAAUAGGCAAGGGAACAACACACUGCACUAAUGGUAUUGUUGUCCAACGAAUACCGCUUACCUGUGCUCCACCACCAGACAUUCAAGUUGAAGAAGUGCAUCCUAAGAAGCGCACAGUCACACAAAUUGCCACCGAUGUUAUUCCUUAUCAUUCCGGUCACCAACAGGGACCUGCUGCUGUGCAGAUCAACAUCAACCAAGUGAUACAGACUAUACCAGAAACCACACAGAGAGCUCGCCUAAUCGACUUUGGAUGGAUACUGUGUCAACAGCCACUUGAAGAUUCAUUAUUUGCACUGUCUGCAGAGCAUCCACAAGUCAUAUCUGCUUGGACGGCGUUCAAUAUUAAGAUAAUAGAAGGGAGGGGUCUUCAUGAGAGCUGCGUUGGGUAUUGUCCAGUGAUUGAAGCAAGCCCCACAGAAUUGCCGACAGUCUAUACAAUAUUACAGAGGUCUCUUCAGAUGGCAGAUCAACUCGGACAGAGAGACGUGAUGGUAGUGUUUGAUCAAGCAAUAUAUGCCAAGGCCUUAGAAAUAGUAUGGCAAAAUCCCCAGGAAUUUCAGCGUGUGGUUCCUAGGAUGGGAACAUUUCAUACAGUUUGCGCUUUCCUUGCUGCAAUUGGCAAGAGGUUCUCCGGUGCCGGACUCGUUGUCACUGGUUCUGUCUCAGGUGUGCUCCAAGGAAAGCAUUACAAUCGCUCUAUUCGCACGCACAAGGUAAAAUAUAUUUGAUAUUUUAUUUACGGACAAAACCAAGAGAUAUGCAGUUGUAACACAGGAUGCGCGCACAUAAAGGCAUGUAUAUGUAAAAAUAGCAGUUUUUCUUUUCAGAUUGUUUUUGAGGCUCUGCAUCAUCUGCAGUGGCAGCAGUUCAAGGGAUGGCUUGUAACUCAAGGGCAGUGUACCAAUUACAUACAUCUUGUAAGUGCAUUGCAGCUUGUCAGAGAGGAAUGUAAUGCAGAAAAUUUUAAUGUCAUCCUGUCCUUGCCAGAAUUUGAAGAGUUAGCUAAUCUUUACGAGCAGUACUGCAAAGACGAGAACGACAGUCCCCUGAAGAUGUUCUGGAACUCCUACUGGUAG